This is a messenger RNA of Drosophila sechellia, 721 nucleotides long. RefSeq names its product blocked early in transport 1 (gene Bet1). Lineage: Eukaryota; Metazoa; Arthropoda; Insecta; Diptera; Drosophilidae. The record is from RefSeq and is a predicted model, not a curated record. Bases 232 to 585 code for a protein of 117 amino acids. The transcript has 2 exons.
GCUACUACGCUUUGGUCACACUGCUCGGCGACUAGAAAUUGAAUUGCAUGAGAAUUUAAAAAGUUUCGUUUAUUAAGUAGAAGCAUUAGUCAACCGAUUCUGGAAAUCACAACACCGAGGUCAAGGGUCAAUGCACAGUCAGCCACAGAGGUUGAUCCAAGAAGCGCCUAUCCCAACAGCUGUUCUGCCGCUGGCAAUCCGGAUGCCAAACUGGCACACUCGGGGAGCAGUAUGCGCCGCAACAACUACCCGUACCAGCCCCUAAACCAGCACCCAUCAGGGCCCCAUCCCGCGAGCCACGACGCCUUGGAGGCGGAAAACGAGCAGGCGGCGGAGGAGCUGAAGCAGAAGAUCGGUGCCCUGAAGUCACUCACCAUCGAUAUAGGCAAUGAGGUGCGCUACCAGGACAAACUGCUCCGCGGCAUUGACGACGACAUGGACCGGACGAGUGGAUUUCUGGGCAAUACGAUGACACGGGUGGUGCGACUGGCCAAACAGGGCGGUGGUGCUCGCCAGAUGUGCUACAUGUUCCUCUUCGUCCUCGUCGUUUUCUUCAUCCUUUGGAUAACCCUCAAGUUCAAGUAGUUGUUGGUAAUUUUAUAAAAUACAUACCCACAUAUUUGUAUUGUUUAGUGUAGUCAAAGGUUGUAUUUGGUUCGGAUUGGGGUUCACUUUUGGCCUGAAAACAUAAAGUUAAAUAUAUUUUUUAAGUUCAAACCAA